Magnolia sinica is the source of this 1928-nucleotide messenger RNA. RefSeq names its product 3-ketoacyl-CoA synthase 13-like. Gene Ontology annotation, molecular function: acyltransferase activity, transferring groups other than amino-acyl groups. The record is from RefSeq and is a predicted model, not a curated record. Lineage: Eukaryota; Viridiplantae; Streptophyta; Magnoliopsida; Magnoliales; Magnoliaceae. The transcript has a single exon. Bases 13 to 1602 code for a protein of 529 amino acids. Gene Ontology annotation, biological process: fatty acid biosynthetic process. Gene Ontology annotation, cellular component: membrane.
GUAGGUCGAUUAAUGAUGGAGCCAAACCUGUCAAGCAUCAAUACCCAUUUGAAAUUCCUUAAUAUAAAAUCCCCUCCUCCACAAACCCUCUUCUCCAACCCUCAGGCUCUCCCUCCUUCCUUCCCCCGCCAAAAAGACUAUUCUGCCCUUCCCUCCCCCUUAAUCUUUACCACAGCCAUGAUGAAACGCCUCUCUCAAAUCAAACUCCUCCAAGCCUCCGUCGCCUUCCUCCUAACCCUAACCCUAAUCCUUCACUCCCUCCUCUCUCAAACAACCCUCGACCUCCUCUCCCGCCUCCUCUCCCAAAACCGCAUCCUCGUACUAUCCUGCGCCUGGUGCUUAUCCAUCACCCUACUAUGCUACCUCUCCACCCGUCCUCGCCCUGUAUACCUCCUAGACUACGCCCUAUUCAAGCCCGACUACGACCGAAAAUGCAGCUACGAGGUCUGCGAGUACUUCGUUCGUCGCAGCAAUCGUUUCUCCACCGUCAGCGAAGAGUUCAUGCGCGGGAUUUACCUCAAGUCCGGCCUCGGCGACGAGACCUACGCUCCACCCUUCAUAUUCCAACACGACUACGAGGCGAAGCUAAAGUCAGCCGUCCAGGAAGCUGAAGAAGGCAUGUUCUCAGCCGUUGAUUCCGUCCUAAGCAAGACCCAAGUAGACCCACUUGCCAUCGACAUCGUCAUCGUAACCUGCGGCAUGUUCAGUCCUUGCCCUUCUCUCUCUUCUCUCAUCGUCAACCGAUACAAUCUCCGUCCCGAUGUUAAGACCUUCAACCUCUCCGGCAUGGGCUGCAGCUCAGGCGUCGCUUCCAUUGAUCUCGCAGCCAAGCUGCUGAGCCGUAACCGAAAGAUCGGCUACGCGCUCGUCGUCGUCACUGAAAGCAUCAGCUUAAACUGGUACUUCGGCGACAACCGUUCCAUGCUCGUCACCAACUGUAUCUUCCGCGUCGGUUGCGCCGCCUCUCUCAUCACCAACGACCCAGGGUGCCGCGGCUCGGCUAAGAUGGAGCUCACCCUCUCUCUCCGCACCCACCACGGCGCUGACGAUGCUUCCUACAAAGCCGCAUUCCAGGAAGAAGACGCCAACGGCAACGUCGGCGUUGCACUGACCAAAGACCUCAUCCGCGUCGCCGGCGAGGGCCUUCGCGACCACAUCCGCACGCUCGCGCCACGUGUGCUCCCGGUCUGGGAGCUCUUAAUGUACGCAUACUCAGUCGUAACGUGCGCACUCUCACGUGGGGAUGGGAAGCCGAUCGUGCCAGACUUCACGACGGCAUUCGAGCACUUGUGCAUUCACACGGGCGGGAAAGCUGUAAUUCAACAGGUUGGGAGGCUGAUGAGGCUCGGAGAUGAAGUUACCGAGCCAGCUAGAAUGUGUUUGCACAGGUUCGGGAAUACGUCGGGUAGUCUUGUAUUCUACGAGCUGGCGUAUUUCGAAGCUAAAGGGCGUAUAAAGAGAGGAGAUAGGGUUUGGAUGCUGGCUUUCGGGACGGGUUUUAAGGUUUGUAGUUUGGUUUGGAAGUCGCUUCAGGAUUCGUACCUAGAUGAUGAUAAUCCAUGGAGUGAUUGUAUCCAUAGAUAUCCGGUGAAUGCGUGGUAGGGAUUGCAUGAGAUUGGGGUGGUGGUAGGAUGGUAAUAGAAUGAAAGAUGGUGGGUGAUUAUUGGAAUUGGACAGUGAGGGUGCUGAAGAAGGAGAAAUAAGCAUGAAGAUAUGUUUUUGGUGGUGGUGAUGGUUUUUCUUCUUCUUCUACUUUUCUUUUUAUUUUAUUUUGUUUUUGUUUUAUUUUCUUUCUUAUUAUUAAUUCGGGGUUUUUUUUUUGGGAUGGAAGGGUUGUGAUUACUAUUUACUGUUUGUUACAGUUAUAAUUGCUGCAAAUGUGUUUUCAUGGUGGGUAAAAAUCUGAUAAUAAUACAAAGGUUGGUGAA